AUGAAGUUCACGACAAUCUUGUUAACCCAGGCCCUGUUGCUGGCAGUUGGCAAGGCCAGCAAGAAUGCACGCAAUGUCGAGCCAUGUGCGCAGAUCACUCAAAUGUCUUCUGAUAGUACUAGUCAGGAUCAAACAACCACUUCGCUUCCAUACGAGCUAGCAUACCAAUGCCUCAUGUCUAUGCCGUUCGAUACAAAUCGUGCAAGUAUCUUUCUGAAUCAAGUUCGCAAAAUCCUGGAGUUCCAAUCCACGAUUGACAUCCUCAAGCAGCCCCCUUCAGGUUACCAAAUGCCAGCCACAGAUAUUCUGGGUGGAAUUGAUUCUAUCAUAGACAAAGUCAACAACACCAGCUACUCCAGUCAGUUUGAGAUGGAUUUAGACAUUUCGAAUGUGAUAAACUCGGCACAUGAUGGCCAUUUGGUGUUUACCCUGUGCUCACAGGCAAUAUUCAACUUUGAAAUUGAUCUACCUAUUGUAUCUAUAUCGUCAGAUGGACUUUCACUUCCAGAUGUGUACACGCUGAGUGAUGCAAUGCACCAGUCAAAUGACGUGAAAACUGUUUCACCUAUUGAGACAAUAAAUGGGACUGCUGUUGCGGAAUAUCUCGAGUCAUAUGCCUUCAGCCAAAGUCUACAAGAUCAGGACGCCCAGUACAACCGUGUCUUCCCUGCGCUAGCUCGCAGUGUUACAAAUACACCGAUAAGUCCAAACGGUAUAUGGGCUACCAACGGAGCUUGGACUGAGGGCUCUGAGCUCCCUAUCAAGUACUCAAAUGGCACCACUCAGACCGUGAAAAAGACAGCGAUCCCCGUGGAACGAUACUUCACCUACGACAGUGGAACAGAACUAUAUAGCAUCCACUGUCUUCCGCAAUCCCUAUCAACAGAGACUUCCUCAGACUCCACUGCCGGUGCAGAGCAGGCAUCCGAAGUAGCUGGUUUUCCCGACCCUACAUUGGGCGAUGCUAGCUCAAUAGCUGGGUAUUUCUCGAAUUUGACGGGUCUGGAAGAUACGGCAAUCAUGUUUCUGCCUACUUUCGCUGGCAAUCCAUCCCAAAUGGCACAGGUAGCCAUCAACUUUCUGAAGAAUGCCACUGCAGAGGGGAAGACGAAAGUCCUUAUCGAUGUCACCGGUAACCCAGGAGGGUACAUGUCAACAGGAAUAGACAUGUCUCGAAUCUUCUUCCCCGAGUCUACUCCGUACACUGCAACACGAUUCAGAGCCCACGAGACUGCGAGGUAUUUGACUCAGGCAUAUUCUCGCGACUAUACGGACGAUUCGAGCAACAUCUUUGCCUACAAAGAAACAGUUAUGCCAAACCAGACAACCAGUUUUUCAUCUUGGCAAGAUCUCUAUGGACCUCAUGAUAUCCUAGAUAGCUCUUCGUCUAGUCUGCUCGCCAACUUCAACUACACAUCCAGCUCCACAAAGGUAUACCCGAUUAAUGGUUAUGGAUCCAUUCCACUUAACCCUUCAAAGGCUCUCUUCUCCGCUGAGAACAUUGCCAUUAUGACAGACGGCGACUGUGUCUCUACCUGUGCCUUCUUCGUCAAGCUGAUGAAACGCCAAGGCGUGCGCACCAUCGCAUUUGGCGGUCGUCCAAAAAAUGCACCCAUGCAAGGCGUCGGCGGCGUAAAGGGUGGUCAAUCACUCAGCGUCGGCUACGUAACUGGCUACAUUCAACAAGCGAAUACCUUGAUCCGCAACGCAGCUAAUACAUCUUCUCCACUUCUCACUACUUCUCAGUGGAAGGCAUUCAAUGACUCCAGUCCUAGUACUCAGGAGACUUAUGAGUGGAGCGGGAAUCUGAAUCUGAGGAAUGAGUAUGAUCCAGAGGAUGAUGAAACGCCACUGCAAUUUAUUUAUGAGGCCGCUGAGUGUCGACUUUUCUAUACUCUGGAUAACUAUUUGAAGCAGGAGACUACUUGGCAGGCGGCUGCUAAGGCCAUGUUUGGGGAUUUUGGAUGUGUGGAUGGGUCUACUGGGGGUGAAGGGAGUUUGGACUCGUAA
Messenger RNA from Penicillium malachiteum, 2010 nucleotides. RefSeq lists its product as uncharacterized. Gene Ontology annotation, molecular function: serine-type peptidase activity. Bases 1 to 2010 code for a protein of 669 amino acids. The transcript is spliced from 6 exons. The record is from RefSeq and is a predicted model, not a curated record. Gene Ontology annotation, biological process: proteolysis. NCBI's taxonomy places the organism in Eukaryota, Fungi, Ascomycota, Eurotiomycetes, Eurotiales, Aspergillaceae.